GGUAUAUGGUAGGGAAACGCCAUGAAGAUGAUCGCUGGUGAUGUCAUUUGCUUUAGACCGUCUACUAGCUAUGUAUGAUACUUCGGGGAGGAGAAGAGGGGGGACUGAGAUGGUGGAAUAGAGAGUGAGGUGAAUGAUGGAGAGAUGAAAUGAAGAACGUCAUACUUAACACGUGCUAGGACGGGUGGAAGAUGGACUUUGGUAGGUAGGUAGGUAGGUAUGGCCGUACAGAGAUCAAUAGGAUGAAACUGAAAAAGAGAGAAUAGGUGCUCACAUAACUAUGACAGCAUACACAGUUAUCAUCUAUCUAUCUGCCUACCUAUCGAGGUCCAGGGGAUUGCUAUAAGUAUUUAAAACCCCCGUUGCUCGGAUUCCUCUUUACGGCGUUAGGAUCACUUAUUUCUCCCCAUCGCAUUCUUCGUUCCGUUUAUCUACACUUAUACAAACAAAUACCUGGAAACGCAUUCUGAUCACAUAUAUCACAUCGCAAUGGACACUCUCAAGAAAGUCGUCGGAAAGGGUGACAAGGCGAAUGAAUCUGGUCCCGGCGCAGCGAAGGAGGGGCAGGAUUACGGCGACAAAGGCGCCGAGUAUAUCAACAAGAAGUAUAUGGGCGACAAGUUGUCAGCCGACCAGCGCGAGCAGAUGACGGAUACAGCGCGCCAGGGGUUCGAGAAUGCGACGGGCAAGAAAGUUCCCGGCAAGCUAUCUGAAUAAGUGGUUGAGGGGUAUGAUAUGUGUUGGUGUCAGACUGACUGACUUAUGGGUUUUCUCGCUGUGAUAUCGGCCAUAGAGAACGUCCUUCACCUGUAACAAUACUGCCAUCGGCACAAUUAAUAAGUAAAAUACAGCACACAUUGUAAAAUACAUAAUCAUCUGCAGCAUCAAGCACGUGUCUCUAUCUAGCCUGUUGGUAUCUCAAUGUCCCCA
This is a messenger RNA of Xylaria bambusicola, 930 nucleotides long. RefSeq lists its product as uncharacterized. Bases 490 to 717 code for a protein of 75 amino acids. Lineage: Eukaryota; Fungi; Ascomycota; Sordariomycetes; Xylariales; Xylariaceae. The record is from RefSeq and is a predicted model, not a curated record. The transcript has 3 exons.